Messenger RNA from Endocarpon pusillum Z07020, 402 nucleotides. RefSeq lists its product as uncharacterized. The transcript has a single exon. Lineage: Eukaryota; Fungi; Ascomycota; Eurotiomycetes; Verrucariales; Verrucariaceae. The record is from RefSeq and is a predicted model, not a curated record. The coding region runs from base 1 to 402 and encodes 133 amino acids.
AUGCUGGACGAAAGUAUCAUUGCACCUCGCAACACCCUUCCAGGAAGCUCUGACGACUCCGCACCAGACUCAGCGCCAGUCUCCCGCCUAGCCAAUUUCAUCACCGCGGCGCUCUUGCUUACCAUCGUUGGUCAGCACAACACAAUGGACAUGACUGGCCAAGGUCAUAUUAUCCAUCUCUUUUCCAAAGCUUGUCGCAAUGAACAAUUCACAAGCGAACAACUUUCAUGCGUGAACCUUGGUCGCCGCAGUCUCAUCCACUUACUCGAUAACUCCCAUAAACCAGGCUCCGAGCUCGCUCAUCAGAUUGUGAAGCCCACUCCGUCCCAUCCGAUCACCAACAGCAUGAAUGUCCACCCGGCACCACCUUCCCCUCCAAAGUCCACGUUCUCACCGCUCUGA